UUGCUUUCUUUUUCAGCCUCAAUCUACUAGGCAGAGAGAGAGAGAGAGAGACAUAGAGAGAGAGUGGCUUCAUGGGAAAUUGAACACUGAGCCUUCCCACUCCUCCUCAUGCUGCUGCUGCUGCUUCUGAAGUCACGGCUCCCUCUACAGUUUGUACAGUGGAAAGAUUUUUUUUUUUUUCCAUCCAGUGCAGGAAAACAAUCAAACUGCCUGUGCUGAGGAGUCGGGAGGACAUAACGGAGACGGAGCCCGGAGAUCACUCACUCACACACACACACACACACACACUCACACACUCAGCUGUACUUGUGUGAGAUGUGCGUGUCAGUCGAAGCGAAGGACGCGUUCAUAUCCGGACGAGACUCCGCGCGACCACAUCUGGAUUUUCUUGCUCCUCAUCUGGGGGGAGAGAGAGAGAGAGAGAGAGAGAAGGCUGAUUUACCGCCUUCUCCGAGAAUAAUGUCUCAUUCUCUGAAUACUUGAGGAGUGACGACAACUUUCCCCUCUUUCCGGACUUCAGUGGACUCAAUCGUGGGAGAUAAAGGGGGAGAAGAGGAGGAAGAAGAAGAGAAAUAAAGGAGGAUUUAACAAUGCGAGCGGAUCGAUUUCCUGAUCGGGAUUUGCAGUUUUAAAGCAGCAGACAGUUUUUUUUUUCUUUUUGGAGGGGGGUCUCCGCAAGCGAUGCUUUCCGCGGAGAUGCGAGGUUCGCCGAGGUUCACGUCCGCGGAUGUUGCAGCUCGCCCGGGCUGCACACGGAGCCUUUGGGUGGCUGUGAUUGGACCGGACACGGACUGGGGCUGACUGAUGUUUGUCCGAGAGGGAAAUGUUUUGGAGGAGGAGAUCAAUAUGAGUUACUGGCGCACAGGUUAGAAGGUGUGUGUGGAAGAGGAGGAGGAGGAGGAGGAGAGAGAGAUGCCAGUCUUCUGGAAAACAUGCAGGCAUGAGGAUUUGUUUUUUGUUUUCUCUCCUGGAUUUAAAAUGAAAACAGAGCAGAGAAACCUCCCGAACAUGAGACAUUAACGUGUGUUCAAUCUCCAGACUGUCAUGAGUGGAUAUGGAUUGUGUUUGUUGCACUUUUUUUUUUUUUCUUUUUAACCCCCUUUUUCUUGACUAUCAUGCACUGGACUUUGAUGCUGCAUCAUGUGUCUUCUAAGAUAUAAUCUUGUUUUGGACUGAAACUGAUAUAUUUCAACUGGACAUUAACCAAAAAGUUAUGGAACAUUACAGAAACAUUUCCAAGGAGGAAAACAAUCAGUUUCCCAAUUUUAAAAUCCACUAAAAAAUAAAUAAAUAAAAUAAAAUGCCCGGCAACAUGGCAGCAGGCUGGGUGGCAUGUUGUGUGUUUUUCCUGCCGCUCCUCGCAGUGGGGAACGCCUUCUCGGGGGUCUUCAACACCACGGACAGAGACAUUUUCACGGACGAUCUGCUCCAGGUCAAGCUCACACAAGCCAGAGCGACCGAGCAGUGGAAGCUCCAGUCCGCCGCCUCCCAUCCCAACCUAUAUUUUAACCAAGUCGAUGUGUUGCACUUGAGGCAAAGGUCCUCCACCACCCACAGUCACAUAUUUAAAGUCAUCCGGGCGGCGGCGCUCACCAUGCUGUCCAACGUCCCCUUUUACAUGCCCCCUGCGAAACAUGCGGAGUUUACAAGCAAGUGGAAUGAGAUUUAUGGGAACAACCUGCCUCCCCUGGCUCUCUACUGCCUGUUGUGCCCGGAGGACUCUGCCGCCCUGCAGUUUCUCAUCAGGUUUAUGGAUAGGAUGGCCGAAUACCCGGACUGGAAAGUGACCAGUGCGCCUAACGACGAGGUCCCCACCGCACACUCCCUCACUGGCUUCGCCACUGCUUAUGACUUCAUUUACAACUACCUGGAUGAGCAGCGGAGGGAAGUUUACCUCAAGAAAAUUCACUCUGAGACUGAGGAGCUGUACGAGCUCUCGAAGUACAGAGGGUGGGGGAAACAGUAUCUCCAAAAUCACCAAACCACCAACAUUUUAGCCAUGCUGACUGGUGCGUUAGUGGUCGGAUCGCACAACCAUCCGGAGUCGAUGAUCUGGAAACAGGUGGCAGUGAACUACAUGGAGAAAACGAUGUUUCUCCUCAGUCACGUCGUUGACGGCUCUCUGGACGAGGGGGUCGCCUACGGGAGCUACACGGCCAAGUCCAUCACGCAGUACGUCUUCUUAGCUCAGCGCCACUUCAACAUCGACAACGUGCAGAACAACUGGCUGCGGGAGCAUUUCAGCUUUUACUACGCCACCCUGUUGCCGGGGUUUCAGAGGACCGUCGGCAUCGCAGACUCCAACUACAACUGGUUCUACGGGCCGGAGAGCCAGCUCGUCUUCCUCGACACCUUCGUGAUGAGGAACGGGACGGGUAACUGGCUGGCUCAACAGAUCAGAAAGCACCGGCCCAAAGAUGGCCCCAUGGGGCAGUCGUCGGCGCAGCGCUGGGCUACACUUCACACAGAAUACAUCUGGUACAACCACCACCUCACCCCGCAGCCUCCAGCCGACUUUGGCAAAGCUAAGAUGCACAUUUUCUCUAACUGGGGUGUGGUUACCUACGGAGCGGGGCUUCCCAACGGUCAAGGUAACACUUUUGUCUCCUUUAAGUCCGGCAAGCUGGGUGGCCGUGCCGUCUACGACAUCGUCCACGACAAGCCUUACUCCUGGGUGGACGGCUGGAACAGCUUCAACCCGGGUCACGAGCACCCUGAUCAGAACUCUUUCACAUUUGCCCCUAAUGGGCAAGUGUUUGUGUCUGAAGCACUGUAUGGCCCAAAGCACAGCUAUCUCAACAAUGUUCUGGUGUUCAGUCCGUCUCCAACAAGUCAGUGUAACAGUCCGUGGGAGGGUCAGCUGGGGGAGUGCGCUAAGUGGCUGCGCUGGACCGACGAGGGCGUGGGUGAUGCCAGAGGGGAGGUGAUCGUCGCCUCCUCGCACAGAGACACCAUGUUCGUGAGCGGUGAAGCGGUAGCAGCUUACUCUCCCGCCAUGAAACUGAAGAGUGUGUUCAGAGCCUUAGUUCUGCUGAACUCUCAGACUCUGCUGGUGCUCGACCAUGUGGAGAAGUGGGCUGAUUCCCCCGUGACGUCCCUCAGCGCCUUUUUCCACAAUCUCGACAUUGACUUUAAAUACGUCCCUUUCAAAUUCAUGGACAAAUACAACGGCGCCAUGAUGGAUGUGUGGGACGCUCAUUACAAAAUGUUCUGGUUCGACAGCCAGGGUCACAGCCCCGAUACCAGGAUACAGGAGGCAGAGCAGGCAGCCGAGUUUAAAAAGAGGUGGACUCAGUAUGUCAAUGUCACUUUUCCGAUGACAGGCACAGUCAGCAGAGUAGCUUAUGUGUUACACGGGCCGUAUGUCAAAGUCUCCAGCUGUAGAUUUAUAGAUAAUAGCAAAAAUGGUGUCAGACUCUCUCUCACCAUAAAUAACACGGAGAAGAUCGUCUCCAUUGUGACAAACUAUGUAGACAUUGGAGCAAGGUUGACUUAUUUAGGAUUUGGAGGUCACGGUAAAGUUGAGGACAGAUAUCAAAUCACUCGAUAUGGCCUUGGGACGCAACUCAUCCCCAAACAAAUCAGCAGCGAUAAUCAGCUGUUCGACUUUGGCUUCACGGUCAACUUGAUAGCGGGGGUUGUUCUCUGUGUGGCCAUAGGAUUUUUGACCAUGCAGAGAAAGUUUUAUGUGUGUUUCAGCAGGCUUAUGCGUUACGCCCUCCUCUCCGUGCUCAUCCUGUGGAUCGUGGAGCUGCUGUUUAUGUCUAACAGCUGCGAUCAGCUUCUCUGCGGGGUAAAAUGGAAAGGUGCGGGUGCCAAAAGUGAAGUAAACAAACAAAUCAGACUGUACGAGCAGCACCAUCUCCCCCUGCCCACCGUCCUCAUAGCAACCCUUCCCGGAUCGGGAUCGGAGCUACUCAAGCACCUUUUCUACAACAGCUCGGACUUUGUUUACAUAAGAGUCCCCACCGAGCAUGUGGACAUUCCCGAGACCGAGUUCGAGUUUGACUCUCUGGUCGACGCCUGUGAGUGGUCAAGGUCGGACGCCGUGCACGGACGGUUUAAGAUUAUUCAGGGCUGGCUGCAUUCGCUGGUCCACAACACAAAGCUGCACUUGCAAAAUAUUCAGCUGGUGGAGGGCAGCAGGGUCAAACAGCCCCAGAGAGUCGGCCCCUCCAGGGACAGAAAGAAAAGAUCCAGGCGGAGAGAGCCGACGUCUGAGCUGAAGGGCAAACUGAGAGCCAGUCUGGACAGAGACGCUGAAUAUGUUAGGGAGAUGAGACGCCAUGUCGCGGAGUACCCUAACGCCCGGGUGGUCCUCAACAUGCGCAGCGGAAGCUGGGCGCUCAAACUGCCUUUCAUUCAGGAGGUUGUGGGACCUUCCCUCAGGACAAUCUACAUGGUGAGAGACCCUCGAGCGUGGAUUUAUCUCAUGGUUUAUAACAGCAAACCCAGCCUUUAUUCCCUUAAGAACAUCCCGCAGCACCUUUCCUUGAUAUUCAAGGAGGAUGCUGUCAGCGAUGGCUGCCCAACUGUGGCACCUGAGUUCAAGAUAAUCCAGAGGCUUCUCUCCCGUUCAGAGACAAACCCCGUCCUGAUACUGGCUCAUCUGUGGCUGGCUCACACCGCAGCAGUGCUGAGGGUCAGCGAGGGCCUCCCCGAGGAGUCCUACCUCCAAGUGAGGUUUGAGGACGUGGUCAACUCCCCGCAGGAGACGGCGGGGAACAUCCACACGUUUCUGGGGGUGCCCGUGUCACCCGCAGCCCUCAACCAACUAUUAUUCACCACCUCCACGAACCUGUACAAUCUAAUGUAUGAAGGAGACAUUUCACCAGCUAACAUUAACACGUGGAGGCAAAAUAUGCCUCGAAAGGACAUCAGACUGAUCGAGGAUGUCUGUGGGAGUGUGAUGAAGAGGCUGGGUUACACCCGGUCUGCAAGUUAAGUCACUGCUGCUGGUCAGCUGAUAUUGAGCUGUCUUGUUUACUGUCUCAUCCGGUUCUGAAAAGAAGCAUUGUUUUCUUUUUUUUUGUUUUUUGUUUUGCACUGACCUUGAGUUUCAGAGGAUGUUACAAGUGGAGGGAGAGCUGGGUAGCAUUUCUGCCUGUGUUUGGGUUUUAUUUUUCUGUGUCUGUUUGGGUGUAUGUAAGGUGGUGUUCAGACUACAGCAACAGAUGUUCGUGAGUGAGGAAUAUUGUACAUUAAAGUAGGCGGAAGGGAUCUUUAUUCUUCUCCCUCAGCAGCCCUUCACACUUACUUGUAGCACUCUUUUAUUGAAUGAGACUUUUAGACCUUUGCUGUCUUACAAGCAGAGGAAUACCACUGAAUUUCAGUGUAAAUUUUUAUGGUUGUUUUUUCUGCAGCAUCCUUCAGCCGUAUGAAAGAGAUUAUUUACUGUAUGUCUUACUUUUUCUCCCUAAUCUGAGAUGUCAGAGAGAUGUUUGUGCAGAAUCCAUAUCUGUUAUUUCUGGCAUUAUUUUUAGGGGGGGAAAUCAAGAGAUGUUUGGUACGCAAAUGUUAUAGCUCAUUAAGAUGUAAGAGUAUUUAUUAACAGUAGCUUUGGGAGAGAACUAAUUUGGCUGUCAGGAAUUUAAAGGUGCUAUUGAUAACAUUCAGCCCCUAAAUAUGGCGUCUCAUCUUCCCCCCGUCCAUCGCAUUUAUGAGUUCUUUGAAUCAUCUGCCCCUCAAGUGGUUGCCAGUUUGUUUUAGCUAACAUUGCUAACCCUAACAUAGCUAAUGCUAAUGUUGCUAAAGCCGACUACAGCUAACGUUGCCAAUGCUAAUGUUGCUAUUGCUUAAUGCCAAAUAGGACCUUAUUUGGAGCACAAAUUGUUCAGUUAUCAACAGGUAGAGACAAGUGAAAUUUCAACCCGGUUUGAAUUGUGCCACGAUUUACACAUAAGUCUCUGAGUUAUAAAGAUCAUUUCUGUAACUCAACUUUGUCAUUAAAAUAGUGACACCAACCUGGCCGCCAGCUCUGCGCAGAAAAGGUACUAAAAAAACUUAAAAUCACAAUAAAUCUGAUCAUUUUGAAAGCUGUAGUCAUGUGAAAGGAGAAUUUGUCAGUUUUGUGAAUUGCUGUUAUACAGGAGCAGCAUAUUACAGGUUUUGGUGACUUAGAAAAGUAGCUUUUAAAUUGACAAACAUCUUAUGUGUGAUUCAUGACAUAAUUCAAACAGUAUCCAACAAUUACUUGUCUCUCUUAGUUCCACUAUCAUAUAUGUUUUUGUCUGAAAUUAAGGUCCCAAAGCUCCACCGCUGCUGUCUGAAUCAUCUGACCCUCAAGUGGUUGCCAGUUUGCUACAGCUAUGAUUGCUAAUGCUAACAUUGCUAUCGCAGCUAAAGAUAGCUACGGCUAAUGUUGCCAAUGCAAGCUGACGUGUACGACGCUAAUGCUAGCUCGCUAACAUUAGUGCAGUUCAGUACGCUCUGCCAUUUUUACAUUCAUUUCCACUAACUGGCAACUACUGGAUAAAUACUGUAAAACUAUUGAUUCACAAUCAUAAUAAUGUUUUAAUUCUCCACCUUUCAACAAGCUGUGGAGAUGUAUCAUAUAUUUUUUAAAUGUUAUCAAUAUGACCUUUAAUAUCUGAACUUUGUGUGCUGUUUCCCUUUAAAACUUAAAAAAAAAAAAAAAGAUAAAAAUGCUGCACAUGUAGACUCCUGCAAAGCGGAUUUAAAAAAAAGGUGACAGUUGUGCUUUAUUGCUCUAAUAUAGACGUAUGAAUGAUAGGGACUGUAUUUUCAUUACAUCAGCAGAGCAGAGAGACUUUAUUUGAAGCUCGACGAUGUCAUGACGGGUUUGGUGGCUUAGCACUUUCACAGGGACUCCUUUGAUUGUACACGGGAUUCAGUGCAUUUUUGUUUUUCCAAAGCUAAACUUUACUGUACGUGCUCGAUUAGCUUGGAAACCUCUGAACAUAUUACGUCUUGAAGAAAGAAAGUUAGAAGAAGUAUUUAUGGAUUCCAAAGACACAUAUCCCAAAGGAUCAGGAGUGAAUAUGAUUAUUAUAACUCCCUUUGGCGUUUAUUGAAUUGGAUCAGAGGGAAGUGUUUAAUAGGGAUCAAACUGAAAAAAAAAGAAAAAAACCUGUCAGCCUUGACACAUUUCUAGUCAAAGCAAUUUCCAAAGCAUCCCCCUCAGCUCCUCAUAUUAAUCUGCAGAAUGCCACAACUCGAGUCGGUGUUGUUAAGGCUGUGCUGUCUUCACUACGCGGGCGAGAAAAAAAAAGAAGAAAAAAAGACGACACAAGUUUCCAUUUGCUGUUGUGGUCAAUCAGAUAACCAAUGAUCUUUUUUGGGGGAAGAGUGUUUUGUCUUGAAAGAGUUCAGCGAGCUGUGGACUGAACCGAACAAGGGGAUGAAUAUUAAGUCAAGCUCGAGAAUAAAGAAAAAAAAAAAGAGAAAAGGAAAAAAGAAGAAAAAAGGAGAGAGACCGUUCCGACUCUGUGAUGUUUUGCUCUUUGGCCCGGGUGAAAAAUGUCUCCUCGGUUGCCCUUUGAUGCCGUCUUUGCAUCAACAUGUCUGUACUGUAAAUUAAUCACAUGUGACAUGCGGAUGAUUUUACGCAAUUAUAGACUUCCUGUUGCAUCUGUAACACACACAAAAAACCACCACAAAUGUACUGGAAAUAUUCUUCAUCCCUCAGCUAGAAAAAACAGUACUGUUUGUUUUCUUCUCUACGAACACUGAGAACCCUUGACUGCCUGGAAAACCCGUUUGAUGUUUUGUGGUCUUUGAAUGUGUGUAGACUUGGCAGACAUGCUUUCACUUUGGUGUUGCAAUCCUGUUACCAACUCUGUUUUGUAUUUGCUCGUGGGGAUAUGGUUCCUUGCUUCUGUGGCCUUGAAUUACAAUCAUUUUUCUUUAUAAUGUUUUUUUCCCCCCUCCUUUCUGUGGGCUCCGGAGCAGGAGGCAGAGAUCAUGUAAGAGGAAAUAAUAAAUUCAUAAAUAUAUCAGCAAA
This is a messenger RNA of Acanthopagrus latus (yellowfin seabream), 7963 nucleotides long. Its product is annotated as dermatan-sulfate epimerase-like protein. The record is from RefSeq and is a predicted model, not a curated record. Gene Ontology annotation, molecular function: sulfotransferase activity; chondroitin-glucuronate 5-epimerase activity. Lineage: Eukaryota; Metazoa; Chordata; Actinopteri; Spariformes; Sparidae. The transcript has a single exon. The coding region runs from base 1301 to 4945 and encodes 1214 amino acids.